CGUAAGCUAGAAAAAAUGAAGUAACGCGCGCGGGAUGCGUUGUUUAGUUGCGGCUCGGUUAUGAAUUAUGAUUGAUAUAUGAUGACGUGGGUUCACGAUCACCGUCUAAACCAACCCCAACGAUUUCCGAUUCAUCUUAAUAUCACGUGACCAUAUAGAUUCACAACAAAGGAACUGAAGAGGAAGAAGAAGAAGUAGAAGAAGUAGAAGAAGAAGAAGAAGAAGAGGGAGAUAAACGACGAUGAUGAAUUCUGUGGUGAACGCGUUGACGCUGAGUCGGAUGUUGACUCGCGAGCACUUGGUUCUUGCAAAUGAAGGCAUACCUUUUGGAUCCAUACGGUGGGUAGUUUACGCCGGAAUCUGCUGUUUUCUCGUUCUCUUUGCCGGUAUAAUGUCCGGUCUCACCCUCGGUCUCAUGUCUCUAAGCCUCGUCGACCUCGAAAUUCUUGAACGAAGUGGUUCUCCUUCUGAGAAAAAACAAGCCGCGAUCAUACUUCCUGUGGUUAAAAAACAACAUCAGCUUCUUGUUACUCUGCUUCUCUGUAAUGCUGUUGCUAUGGAGCCAUUGGCUUUGAAACUUCCCAUCUGCAGGCUCUUCCUAUAUACCUAGAUAAACUCUUCAAUCAAUUUCUUGCUAUCAUUCUCUCUGUAACUUUCGUUCUGUUUUUCGGGGAGGUUAUUCCACAAGCAAUUUGUAGUAGAUAUGGUCUUGCUGUAGGUGCCAACUUUGCAUGGCUUGUGCGGAUUUUAAUGAUUAUAUGUUACCCAGUUUCUUACCCAGUUGGAAAGGUUUUGGAUUACCUAUUGGGGCAUGAUGAGGCUUUAUUUAGGCGAGCUCAGUUAAAAGCUCUUGUCUCCAUUCAUGGCAAGGAGGCUGGGAAAGGGGGUGAGCUUACACACGAUGAGACAACAAUUAUCAGUGGAGCUCUUGAUUUGACUGAAAAGACUGCUGAGGAGGCUAUGACUCCUAUUGAAUCAACAUUUUCUUUAGAUGUUAAUUCAAAACUGGACUGGGAGGCAAUGGGAAAAAUUCUUGCUCGAGGGCACAGCCGAGUUCCUGUCUAUUCUGGAAAUCCAAAGAAUGUUAUUGGGCUUCUACUUGUAAAAAAUCUUCUUACUGUAAGACCUGAAACAGAGACCCCAGUUAGUGCUGUAUCUAUCCGGAGAAUUCCACGGGUUCCAUCUGAUAUGCCUCUUUAUGAUAUACUGAAUGAGUUCCAAAAGGGAAGUAGCCAUAUGGCUGCUGUUGUUAAAGCUAAGGGAAAAGGCAAAGAAACUCCACAAAUAAUCGACGAAGAAAAAUUUGAAGCUAAGAAAAGUGUUGGUGGGGAUUCGCAGUUGACUACUCCAUUGUUACAAAAGCAUGAUGCAAAUUUAGAAAAUGUUGUUGUUGACAUUGACAAGCCUUCAAAGCUUCCCAUCAUUAAUAAGCAAACUGGUUUGCAGCGUACUAGUGAUGGCUCAUUAAACGGUCCUUCAGAAAAUAUUGAAGAUGGUGAAGUGAUUGGUAUUAUCACUUUGGAAGAUGUAUUUGAAGAACUUCUGCAAGAAGAAAUUGUGGACGAGACAGAUGAAUAUGUUGACGUUCAUAAGAGAAUACGUGUUGCAGCAGCUGCAGCUGCUUCCUCAAUGGCACGAGCUCCAUCAAUCCGUAGGAUGACUGGCCAAAAGGGAACGGGAGGCCAAAGUAAGGGAGGGCAAACUCCAAAGUCAUCUGUAGAGGAAAAUGCAUUGAAUUCUACAAGAUAACAAGGAACUCCGUGUCAGAGAAAAAUGCCCUUAAUAUAUUAACGGUUGGUUUUUGUAUCAGUUAUCUGAUGCUGAAAAAGAAGCCAUGAAGAGUAUUUAAGUCAUUUGAUCUUGUGUAUUAAUUAAACAUACUUUUCCUUUUUGGUAGUGCUUAAAUUCAUUUUUAUUCUAGUAGAAGCUUUUUGUGUUACUCCUAAUAGAAGCUUUUUGAACUGAUGCUGCAUGCCUGCCGCAAUAUUAUUGUAUCUAAAAUGUUUAUAAUAUGUGCCUAAACGAACAGUUUUCUACUUCAAUACUCAA
This is a messenger RNA of Cicer arietinum (chickpea), 2049 nucleotides long. Lineage: Eukaryota; Viridiplantae; Streptophyta; Magnoliopsida; Fabales; Fabaceae. The record is from RefSeq and is a predicted model, not a curated record.